This is a messenger RNA of Seriola aureovittata, 866 nucleotides long. RefSeq lists its product as uncharacterized. Gene Ontology annotation, biological process: T cell costimulation; cellular response to lipopolysaccharide; negative regulation of T cell proliferation. Gene Ontology annotation, cellular component: external side of plasma membrane. The transcript is spliced from 3 exons. The coding region runs from base 1 to 795 and encodes 264 amino acids. The record is from RefSeq and is a predicted model, not a curated record. Lineage: Eukaryota; Metazoa; Chordata; Actinopteri; Carangiformes; Carangidae.
AUGGCCAAAAGAUUCUCUGUUCAGAGGGCCUUGCAAUUGGUUAUUGAAGAGAGUGAAGCUUUUGAUGAUGAUGUAGGCCUGGAGGAAGAGGUUUCAGAAUCUGCAAUUAACUGUCAAUCUUAUUCUAAAUUAAUCUGCUGUUUAUUUAUUUUUUUGGUUAAUUGUUUAGUCCAAAAACUUAUUGGACUUUUUUAUCAAAAUUUCUGCUCCUCACUUUCCCUCUCUGUCUCCUCAACAGGAACAUUUGUAGUGAAUGUGACACAGAGCUCCUAUCAGGCAGAGGAGAACCACAACAUCACACUGGAGUGGAGCUUCACAACCAAACCUCACGCUCCACCUGACUUCCUUAUUAUCUUCUGUGAACUGAUCACUGAUCUCAGAGAAUCAGUCCUGUAUCAUCUACAUGAGGGUGUUGAGGUCCCAGAGUCUCAGGAUGAACAGUUUUCAGGACGAGUCCAGUGCGACAAAGACGUCCUCAGAGAAGGACGAAUCAGACUUCAUGUGUCCAGACUGAGGACUGAGGACUCAGGACUGUACGAGUGUACGGUCCUCACCUCUGAUGGGAGGAACUCUGGUAAAUGUCGACUCAACGUCUCUGCAGCUGUUGAUCAGCCUGAACCUCAGAGACCAACUGAGAGACCAGAACCAGAGAGUCGGGGAAGGAUCGGCCUCUACGCUGGACUGGGACUGACAGCAGCAGCAGCAGCAGCUCUACUGGUCAAACUCUGCUGUUCCUCAAGUCCUUGUUUCACUAAAUCUCCUGAUGAGACAGUAAACCUUUAUUCAGAGGUGUAACAGUGACGUUCCUCAGAGAGCAGACGUCUCUCUGUCUCUGCUUCCUGUCACCCUGUUGGUCCAUGAGGCUG